AUGGCCUCCCUGUUCUCUGGACACAUCCUAAUUCGAAACAACAGCAACCAGGAUGAGCUGGACACAGAGGCUGAGCUCAGCCGCCGGUUGGAGAACCGACUGGUGCUGUUAUUCUUUGGUGCUGGGACAUGCCUGCAGUGCCAGGCCUUCGUACCUGUCCUCAAAGACUUCUUUGUGCGGCUCACAGAUGAGUUCUAUGUGCUGAGGGCUGCACAGCUCGCCUUGGUGUAUGUGUCUCAGGACUACACAGAGGAGAAGCAGGACCAGUUCCUCAGAGACAUGCCUGAGAAGUGGCUCUUCCUGCCCUAUGAGGAUGACCUGAGGAGGGACCUCAGACGCCAGUUCUCUGCGGAGCGGCUACCCACGGUCGUGGUCCUGAAGUCAGACGGGGAAGUGCUCGUGAGCGACGCGACCGAGGAGAUCCGGCGUCUGGGCCCCGCCUGCUUCGCCAACUGGCAGGAGGCGGCGGAGGUGCUGGAUCGCAGCUUUCUGCCGCCCGAGGACCUGGACGACCCUGCACCGCGGAGCCUCACCGAGCCGUGGCGCCGCCGCAAGUACCGUGUGGACCGGGCGACGCGGAGCGCGGGCAGCAUCGGCCCCGUGGGGGGUGCCGGGGCCGCGGGACUGUUCUGA
Molecule: messenger RNA, 633 nt
Organism: Talpa occidentalis (Iberian mole)
Lineage: Eukaryota; Metazoa; Chordata; Mammalia; Eulipotyphla; Talpidae
Gene: NXNL1
Product: nucleoredoxin like 1
Exons: 2
Coding region: 1-633 (210 amino acids)
Biological process (GO): photoreceptor cell maintenance
Cellular component (GO): mitochondrion
Source: RefSeq, a predicted model, not a curated record